Messenger RNA from Arctia plantaginis, 1146 nucleotides. NCBI's taxonomy places the organism in Eukaryota, Metazoa, Arthropoda, Insecta, Lepidoptera, Erebidae. The record is from the annotation of a GenBank genome assembly.
AUGCGUCGCUCCGGUUGGAUGAAUGGGCUAGUUGCUUUGACACGAUGGGAGGGGCCAACAGCUCCGCCCAGAAAUGCGGUCGUCCCGCUCACAUGCACCGCGCUGCACGUCGCUAGGGGACCACCAAUUCCUUUGGACGCGACUGCAUGGGGUGAUUUUAUUGGGGACCACGGCAUCGGAAAAAUCAAUGGAAAUGGCCAACGUCUGUUGGAGUUUUGCUCCAGGUACCUACUGUGCGUGACCAAUACGUAUUUCAAAGGAAAGUCACUACAUAAGACAUCAUGGAAACAUCCACGCUCUGGCCACUGGCACCAAUUGGACCUUAUUGUAACCCGUAAAAGAGAUCUGAGGGAUACACAUCACACACGCUCUUAUCAUAGCGCCGAAUGCGACACCGACCACUCCCUAGUUGCUAGUCGAAUUGCCAUAUCCCCGAAGAAAAUCCACUCGUCCAGACCACAAGGCGUUAAGAAAGUCAAUUUUAGAAACGUGAAAAGUGGGGAGAUGUUGAUGUCAUUUGAGGCUUUUGUGCGGAGCGAGACUGCUUCCAGGGAUACAAAUGCGCCCGUAUACGAGGAGUGGCUGAAAGUCAAUGAGAAACGGAAAGCAUUUUUAAAAUACCGCGAACAUCCCUGUCCGAAUACAGAAAAGGAGUGGAGGUCGUCUAAGGCAGCGUUCCAGCGGGUUGCACGGCACUGCGCUAAUGCAUACUGGAUUGAAGCCUGCCGUACUAUACAAGCGUGCGCCGACGUAGGUGACUUUGGGGGUAUUUACUCCGGGAUCAAGCGAGCGCUUGGGCCUGUCCCUAAAAUGACGGCUCCUCUGAAGGAGGUUGAUGGCUCUGUCAUAACAGACAAUUGCCGGCAACUAGCGCGCUGGGUAGAACACUACAUCAAGCUCUACUCAACUCCAGCCCACAUUUCGCCAGUGGCAGUACAGAAGUUACCCAAAUUGCCUACAUGGAGCGAGCUGGACGUUCCACCUACCAUAGAGGAAUUGGCCAAGGCAGUCAAGCGACUUAAACGUGGUCGAAGCCCGGGAGGCGAUGGAGUCUUUGCCGAAAUUCUGAAGCUCGAGUGCAUCGCGCCCAUUCUGCACAGUCUGCUAUGGAAAUGCUGGAAGGACCCCACCCUUACCUUUAUAUAA